GCGCAGUUGGGCCAGAGUAAUUUGUUGAUAUCCUAUUCACUAGUAUUCAUUUAGACCAUCGUAUUCUAUAGUCAGCUUUAUCCACAGCGCGGGAGUUUAAUUUACAACAGGAAGCAGAGCUAAGAUAAAUGUUUUCUAUAUGAGGGGCUGAUGGAAGACGCACGGGAUUUGGCUGAGCGCACUGCACGUUCAGAGCGGAAGCGCCGGGACUCAUUCGGGAUGUUUGAUGGCUAUGACAGCUGCAGCGAGGAGUCCACCAGCAGCUCCAGCUCAGAGGACAGUGAGGAUGACGUUGUGCGCUCCAUCCCAGCCAGCCUGCCCAUCAUCAAGAACAACGGACAGGUCUACACCUACCCUGAUGGCAAAGCUGGGAUGGCUACAUGUGAGAUGUGUGGAAUGGUUGGUGUUCGAGACGCUUUUUACUCCAAAACCAAGCGCUUCUGCAGCGUUUCCUGUUCCAGGAGUUAUUCCUCAAAUUCAAAAAAAGCUAGCAUUCUCGCACGACUUCAGGGCAAGCCUCCGACAAAGAAGGCUAAAGUCUUGCAGAAACAGCCUCUUAUGGCAAAGUUGGCAGCUUAUGCCCAGUACCAAGCAAGCCAACAGAACCAAGCCAAGUCUAAAUCUGUCGUUCCUGCAGAGAGCUUUGACUGGGGAAGGUAUAUCUGCAGCAGUAACACGGUGGGAGCUCCCGUCAGCUGUUUUAAGCAUGCCCCUAUGGGGACAUGCUGGGGAGACAUAAAGGAAGGAGUGAGGAUUGAAGUGCCCAACUCUGACACCAACCUCUCCACUAAGGUCUACUGGAUUGCAGAAAUUAUAAAGCUAGCAGGGUUCAAGGCACUGCUGAGGUAUGAGGGCUUUGACAAUGACACCAGCAAAGACUUCUGGUGUAACCUGUGCAUCCCUGAGGUGCAUCCAGUAGGCUGGUGCGCCUCCAGCAGCAAACCACUCGUACCUCCAAAAAGCAUACAGCAUAAGUACUCUAACUGGAAACCCGUUCUUGUGAAGCGUCUCACUGGAGCCAAAACACUGCCAACGGACUUUACUGCCAAGGUCCGUGAAAACAUGCAAUUCCCAUUUAAGAAGCUGAUGCGGGUGGAGGUGGUGGAUAAGAACUACUUGUGCCGGACACGGGUGGCUCUGGUGGAGCAGGUGAUCGGAGGACGCCUCAGGCUGGUCUAUGAGGACGAUGGCCUUGAUGACUUCUGGUGCCACAUGUACAGCCCUCUGAUCCACAACAUCGGCUGGUCACGCAGCAUUGGACACCGCUUCAAACGAUCUGAUGUCCCAAAGAAAGCUGAAGGACAGGUCGAUGCCCCCACACAACUCUUUCAGAAGGUAAAAGACGUUGAGCAGAGUGAGGAAUGGUUCAAAGAUGGGAUGAAAUUAGAAGCUAUAGAUCCCCUCAACCUCUCUGCUAUCUGUGUUGCCACGGUAAAAAAGGUGCUGGCAGAUGGUUACCUCAUGAUUGGUAUUGAUGGCUCUGAGGCCAUCGACGGAUCAGACUGGUUCUGCUACCACGCCAUGUCUCCCUCCAUCUUCCCUGUCGGCUUUUGUGAAAUCAACAACAUUGAACUCACGCCUCCAAAAGGGUACACUAAGCUGCCAUUUAAAUGGUUUGACUACCUCAGAGAAACGGGCUCAGUAGCUGCACCUGUCAAACUCUUUAACAAGGAGGUUCCCAAUCACGGUUUCCGGAUAGGCAUGAAGCUGGAAGCCGUAGAUUUGAUGGAGCCACGGCUGGUGUGUGUUGCCACGGUGACGAGAAUCGUCCACCGGCUGCUAAGGAUCCACUUUGAUGGCUGGGAAGACGAGUAUGACCAGUGGGUGGACUGUGAGUCACCAGACCUCUACCCAGUGGGCUGGUGUCAGCUAACAGGCUACCAGCUCCAACCACCUGCCUCACAAAGUAACAGAGACACACCUCUGUCUGUGCCCAAGCAGAAGAAGAAGACCCCUCAGUACAAAGGACAGAAGAAAAAGAGGAAGAUUCCGGUUGGUCGACGGCCCUUCAGUCAGUCAGGCAGGAGGAGGAGCAGCUUCUCAGGAGACGAAGAGCACAGCCCACCCACUUACUGUGUCCAGGGGCCUGCUCGGCCCCGAGCACACCUGCACCCCAUCCACAAAUCAGAGUCUCUGCUGCGGAUGAAGGAGGACCCGGCCGACGGGGACGAGUUCACCUUCACCCAGGGAACCUCGGACCAAGAGAGCAACGGCUCAGGCAGCUACUACAUCAAACAGGAGCCAUGAAGGGGCCCCGACAGGAAGCAGACAGGGGCCCGACAGGAAGAGACGACACAGAUCUGGAAGCCUGUCGGACCGGCUUCAGGCUUACUGAGAAACCCAAACGGGAACAUGUCUGAACUGCUGCUGCCCGGCAGCUGUGGGUACCGGAUCUCUGAGUUCUGACCCGACCCACAGACUCACUGAGCAGCUGUCACUGAGCCAGAGCUUCAGUUGUGUUGUUGCUUCGGUUGGUUUUUGGUUUUUGGCAGACGACAGAGACCUUUCCUUUGGAGCAGUACGGACAGAUGGCGUUUGGUUUGUUUAUAGUACUUGAAGAUUUGAAUUGAUUUCUACUAUUUUUGGGGUUGUUCGUUUUUUGGGUUUUUUUUGUGUUGUUUCUGUUGCAUUAACUUCUUCGGUGGCUGUGUGGAAAAUGUAACUUGUUGUUCCUUAAAAUCUUUUUAAAUGUUUUUUUUUUUUUACUCAGAGGUUUGUGGAAUCCAGGUUCCAGAUGUACAUAAGACAGACUGGUAGAGGUCCAGUGCAGCUCAGCAUUACUCUUCAGCUCUUCAGCUCUUUGUGUUUCCAGCUCAGCGUUGUUCCACAGAGCGCAGCGUGUAAAUCUCUUCCAGCUUGUAGGCUUCUGAUCAAAGUUUAGCCAAUUUCAGUCCCAGCAGCUUCCCCUCAACAAAACUUCUUCCUUUCAUUCGUAAGUCAACCGCUGGUUUCCCACGACAACCAGCUUUGUGGGUAGGACGUCGACAAAAACUGAGGGAAACUUUUUGGCGCAAGAUCCCCAAAAUGUUCUGAAUCCUAACUGUCCCCAAAAACCCUUCAGCCCAUUCCGUCGUGUUUCCAAUGUGUUGUUGUUAACUCUGCAUGAUGUUUCCAUGGGAACAGGCUGCCAGCCGCCCUCCCUCGGUCUGAUGCUGACGGUCUUAGCAGUGGCGGCGGUGUGAUCAGACUGGAACGGAACGUGUUCGGGGGGAGGAGCUGCGCUGCUCCUGUGGAGUCGGCUCAUUUACUGUUUCUUUACUGAUUAAACACUGAAUGCGUUCUACUGAGGAACCUUUCUGCUCAGGCUGGAACGAUCCCGCAGCCCUCUAAAGAAGCUGUUUUCAUUAUGUCCAUUAGUAAUAUGUGGGUAAUAUUUAGUGUUUUUUGUUUGUUUUGUUUCUCUGUGCUCCUGUGUGUGAGAUCUGAGCCACAGAACGACACGAUGCACUGCUUCCCCUGCAGUCCAGGCCACAGGCAGGAACACACAGAGCUCCACUUCCACAUUCACACGGUCUAACACAGAUAUAUAAAUAUACAUAUAUAAUAAGAUGGGACUCGUUGGGUCGUUUAAGCUAGACUUUAGCAGCUGUUUAUCUUCUACCUCGUGAUGCUGACAGCUAACAGAUCAACCACAGGAUGAGACGGAUGAUGGCAGCCAUAUGCAAACACAUCCUGAUCCCUUAGUGAUCCACACCAAACACAUCCAUUCCUUCUCCUGCAUACCAGGUCGUGUCAUGUCAAUGUUAUGCAAUACCAGAGCUUAUAUUGUUUGGUUAUAUGAAAUAAAAUUUAUCCCAGCUGCAGCCUCUCAGAUCAUUAUAGAAAUGUAAGGAAUAGAGUGUCUAACAGAAGCUUCUAACUGUGAUUAUUCAGGGGUUUCCAUGGAAUUGGCGCCGGAUGGAGAUGCAGGGCAGACGGUAGAAGGUCCACACGUAGGCUCAGAGUCACUUCUCAGGAUGUGUUCCUUUAGCUGCAGCUGGAGCUGUUGUUUUGGACCUGGGUGGGGGAGGUGGGGGGUUCAGGAUCUGCAGGGUUUUGGGAACUUGAAUUGUUUUCAUAUUCAUUAUUCUUCUCUGGAGCCAAAGCAGUGAGCCGAUGCGUCAGCCCCUCCACUGUCAGCAAAUCCAAGUCAAAUUCUCUUUCUGCUAAAUCUAACUGACUAGAAUUCAGUUUUUGGUUUCAGUUACAGUUAUGUUAGCGGUAGGGUGCACCGAUUACAGUUUUCUGGUCCAUCCUGGAUAUUUUAUUUUUUUCUCUUUCCUGGAAAGUAGCUCAGUUAGCAACAGUGUGGUGUUGCUAACUGAGCAUGUGCAGAUGUGACCUGCACAGGAUAUCCUCUGUGCAGAGGAUAAAGUUGACAGCAACUGAUUUUCAGAUUUUUCCUGUAGAUACGGUCGAGUUGUCAUGUAAAUCUGAAUGAAGGGCAGGUCUGAGCCAUCGGUGCACCUGCACUUAGCAACUUUUACUCUUUUUGUCAUUGGUGUGGAAAAUAUUUGACUUCUGUGAUCUAAAUGUUAUUCAGAUAUGAGAGCAGGUUUGUGAAUCUGAGGGAGAAGCAACAGCAUUAAAUCUGGUUUCGGCACAAUCACAACCAAACGACUGUUAAUCACAUUUAAAAUGAACUUUUUAACCAAGACUAGCUUGGAGUUUGUUAGCUGUUUAGCUGUAGUUGUUAGUGCUGCUAAAAACACAACCAGAUGCAAUGACCCAUCUACACUUUCAGCAAUAAUUUAUAGAAGUUGUAAUGAUUCCAAAUGAAUUUAUGGUUUAAUUUUUUAUCAAAGGAGAUCACCUCCUUUAAGACUUGUGAUAACAGCGUGCGCUGCGGUCACGGUUGUAUUUGGUUUGGAAACAUUCUGCCUCAGGUCUGCCAAUCCUGAAGGAUCUGUGGUUUCCUGAUGGAUGCAGCUCAUGUGAAACAGCUUUUAAAGGAGCAAUAAUCGCUGCACAUUAGUUCUGUUUGAGGUAGGAUGAAAGCAUUAAUGUUUUGGUCCCAAAAGCUGCUGCUGCUAAAGUAGGAGGAGACGAGAACAUCACUGUUAGAUCUAGGAAAUGAUUCUUGUAGAUAAGUCAACGCUCCAGUGUCAGCCUGACCCUGCUGCUCAUGGUCAGCCGCACAGGACGACAUGGAAGUGAUGAUUUGGACUCAUUUGCAGAAGAUUUUGUCCAGACGUGCUGAGCUGCAGGCCCCCUGCUCCCACCCCGUACACACCGUCUCUGUCCUGGGUCACUCUAGAUGUUGUUGGUCGUCCUCCAGUCGGUGUCUGUGGUCAGGAGCGUCUGGAAGUCCAACCCCACCAAGAACUGACAACUGUUUUUGGAAAUGGGAAGCUCAGGUCUGCUUUUCUGCAGUUUAAAGGUUUCAUUGAAAUGUUGUGAAAUUAGAAGCUAAAUUUUGCCCAAGAAAGUCAACUGCAAAUGAGUUUUUAACGGAUUUCUAAAGAACCGGUAACGACCGCCUGUUCUUAGGUGAUUGACUCGUUCUCUUGGGGUUUCCCUUGAAUUCGUCCCUGGUGGUUCUCCCUGCCCCCCUCCCCCUGCAGAUACUAACACGGGUCUUUUGUAUGUAAUAGCCCUCAAAUAAAAUCAUGAUAUAGUGGUGCUAUAUAUAAAUAUAUAUAUAUAUUUAUAUUUGAUAAGAAUGACAUAUUGUCUUGUUACUGUCAGAAGAUAAUUGUGUGUUCAGAUUAUGGUUUAUGGGGUAAAAAAGAAAUCUAUUUUGGAUACAAAUUUAAAUUUAGUUGGGUAAAUUUGUGCUGUGAUAAAUAAAGCUUUGAUAGACUUUGUAAAUAAAGCCAACUGUUUGGACCAACUAUAA
Xiphophorus maculatus (southern platyfish) is the source of this 5818-nucleotide messenger RNA. It is a transcript of the gene mbtd1, whose product is annotated as MBT domain-containing protein 1. Gene Ontology annotation, molecular function: zinc ion binding. Gene Ontology annotation, cellular component: nucleus. Gene Ontology annotation, biological process: regulation of DNA-templated transcription. The record is from RefSeq and is a predicted model, not a curated record. Bases 151 to 2247 code for a protein of 698 amino acids. The transcript is spliced from 17 exons. NCBI's taxonomy places the organism in Eukaryota, Metazoa, Chordata, Actinopteri, Cyprinodontiformes, Poeciliidae.